This is a messenger RNA of Mus pahari (shrew mouse), 2300 nucleotides long. RefSeq names its product TNF receptor associated protein 1 (gene Trap1). The coding region runs from base 37 to 2154 and encodes 705 amino acids. Gene Ontology annotation, biological process: protein folding. The record is from RefSeq and is a predicted model, not a curated record. The transcript is spliced from 18 exons. Gene Ontology annotation, molecular function: ATP binding; protein kinase binding; ATP hydrolysis activity. Gene Ontology annotation, cellular component: mitochondrial inner membrane. NCBI's taxonomy places the organism in Eukaryota, Metazoa, Chordata, Mammalia, Rodentia, Muridae.
ACCACUCUCGUAGGCUGUUCGCCAGGGAACGGAAGCAUGGCGCGCGAGCUGCGAGCUGUGUUGCUGUGGGGCCGCGGGCUGCAGACUGCACUGCGGGCCCCCGCGCUGGCUGGAGUCCGGCGAGGAAAGCCAGUUCUGCACCUUCAGAAGACUACAGUCCAGUUUAGGGGACCCACACAAAGCCUGGCUUCAGGGAUCUCUGCAGGACAGUUGUACAGCACACAGGCAGCCGAGGACAAGGAGGAGAGCCUGCACUCCAUCAUCAGCAACACUGAGGCAGUGCAGGGUUCUGUCUCCAAACAUGAGUUCCAGGCAGAGACAAAGAAACUUUUGGACAUCGUAGCCCGUUCCCUGUACUCAGAAAAAGAGGUGUUCAUACGAGAGCUCAUCUCCAACGCCAGCGAUGCCUUGGAGAAACUGCGGCACAAGCUGGUGUGUGAAGGCCAGGUGCUGCCAGAAAUGGAGAUUCACCUUCAGACAGAUGCCGAGAAGGGCACCAUCACCAUUCAGGACACUGGCAUUGGGAUGACACAGGAGGAGCUGGUGUCCAAUCUUGGCACAAUCGCCAGAUCGGGGUCAAAGGCCUUCCUGGAAGCACUGCAGAACCAGGCAGAGACCAGCAGCAAGAUCAUUGGCCAGUUUGGAGUGGGUUUCUAUUCAGCCUUCAUGGUAGCUGACAAAGUUGAAGUCUAUUCUCGCUCAGCAGCUCCAGAGAGCCCAGGUUACCAGUGGCUUUCAGAUGGUUCUGGAGUGUUUGAAAUUGCUGAAGCUUCAGGAGUUAGACCUGGGACCAAAAUAAUCAUCCACCUCAAGUCAGACUGUAAAGAGUUCGCCAGCGAGUCCCGCGUACAAGAUGUGGUAACAAAAUACAGUAACUUUGUCAGCUUCCCCUUGUACCUCAAUGGAAGGCGAAUGAACACUCUGCAGGCCAUCUGGAUGAUGGACCCAAAGGACAUCAGUGAAUUUCAGCAUGAGGAAUUCUACCGUUAUAUCGCUCAGGCUUAUGAUAAGCCCCGCUUCACUUUGCACUACAAGACGGACGCACCACUCAACAUCCGCAGCAUCUUCUAUGUGCCAGAGAUGAAACCAUCCAUGUUUGAUGUGAGCAGGGAACUGGGCUCCAGCGUGGCACUCUAUAGCCGUAAGGUCCUCAUCCAGACUAAGGCUACGGACAUCCUGCCCAAGUGGCUGCGCUUCAUUCGAGGUGUGGUGGACAGUGAGGACAUCCCCCUGAACCUCAGCAGAGAGCUCCUGCAGGAGAGUGCGCUCAUCCGGAAACUCCGGGAUGUUCUACAACAGAGAUUGAUCAAGUUCUUCAUUGACCAGAGUAAAAAAGAUGCUGAAAAAUAUGCAAAGUUUUUUGAAGAUUAUGGCUUGUUCAUGAGGGAAGGCAUUGUGACCACUGCAGAGCAAAACAUCAAGGAGGAUAUUGCCAAGUUGCUACGGUAUGAGUCCUCAGCCCUGCCUGCUGGGCAGCUGACCAGCUUAUCAGACUAUGCCAGUCGAAUGCAGGCUGGCACCCGCAACAUCUAUUACCUGUGUGCCCCUAACCGUCACCUGGCUGAACAUUCUCCCUAUUAUGAAGCCAUGAAGCAGAAACAUACUGAGGUGCUCUUCUGCUACGAGCAGUUCGACGAGCUUACUCUGCUGCACCUGAGGGAGUUCGACAAGAAGAAGCUGAUCUCUGUGGAAACGGACAUCGUCGUUGACCACUACAAGGAGGAAAAGUUUGAGGACACAUCUCCAGCUGGUGAGCGCCUCUCAGAGAAGGAAACAGAAGAUCUAAUGGCAUGGAUGAGAAAUGCACUGGGGUCCCGUGUCACCAAUGUGAAGGUGACUUUCCGCCUAGACACCCACCCUGCCAUGGUGACCGUGCUGGAGAUGGGGGCUGCUCGGCAUUUCUUGCGCAUGCAGCAGCUGGCCAAGACCCAGGAGGAACGUGCUCAGCUGCUACAGCCCACACUGGAGAUCAACCCCAGGCACACACUGAUAAAGAAGCUCUCCCAGCUGAGGGAGAGUGAGCCGGAGCUGGCCCAGCUGCUCGUGGAUCAGAUCUAUGAGAACGCCAUGAUAGCAGCAGGACUGGUUGAUGACCCCCGGGCCAUGGUCAGCCGCCUGAACGACCUUUUGGUCAAGGUCCUGGAGAAACACUGACAUUCAAGACACUGGAUUUAGUGUCAACCCAGGUCUUCUCGGGUGAUAAUGGACCUGCCUGGGGAGGCAAGACUUAGUACACGGACAGUGCCACCAACUGCUUGAGCUCAGCUUUAUUUACUUCAAUUAAACAGUAUUUCUUAGUC